UCCCUUUUCCUAUGGUUAGUUGGCUUAUCCUCAGAGAAAGUCCAUUUCUUUUAAUGUUACUCUAAACCAAACACUCCUCGGAAGUUAAAUCUGCAAAAUAACAACAUAUACUCUACAGCAAUGAAGAAAUUAGCUUUUUGAUUAUCUACUCUUCCAAAGGAUUUGUAGCAUGAAUUACUCUUUCCUCACCACCAGGUCACUGAGGACCAGCUUUAAAUAAUCCUCCUCUGUAGCAUCAUAAUUGAAUCCCAGCGCCAUGGAGUUUAUCUCCUUGACAGCCUGUGCCUUUGGGCUGGGGAGGGGGCAGGAAGGCCAGGUGGCUGCUCUGUCCCCUACAUGGGGCUGAUGAAGACACCCAGCACCCCUCAGGUCCUUCUCCAUCCCUAGGUUGAAAGAUCUGUUCUACCGCUCCAGCAACCUGCAGUACUUCAAGCGGCUCAUCCAGAUCCCCCAGCUGCCCGAGAACCCACCCAACUUCUUGCGAGCCUCAGCCCUGUCAGAACAUAUCAGCCUCGUGGUGGUGAUCCCUGCAGAGGCCUCAUCCCCCGACAGCGAGCCAGUCCUAGAGAAGGAUGACCUCAUGGACAUGGAUGCCUCUCAGCAGAAUUUAUUUGACAACAAGUUUGAUGACAUCUUUGGCAGCUCAUUCAGCAGUGAUCCCUUCAAUUUCAACAGUCAAAACGGCGUUAACAAGGAUGAGAAGGACCACUUAAUUGAGCGACUAUACAGAGAGAUCAGUGGACUGAAGGCACAGCUAGAAAACAUGAAGACUGAGAGCCAGCGGGUUGUGCUGCAGCUGAAGGGCCGCGUCAGCGAGCUGGAAGCAGAGCUGGCCGAGCAGCAGCAUCUGCGGCAGCAGGCGGCCGACAACUGUGAGUUCCUGCGGGCAGAACUGGACGAGCUCAGGAGGCAGCGGGAGGACACCGAGAAGGCUCAGCGGAGCCUGUCUGAGAUAGAAAGGAAAGCUCAAGCCAAUGAACAGCGAUAUAGCAAGCUAAAGGAGAAGUACAGCGAGCUGGUUCAGAACCACGCUGACCUGCUGCGGAAGAAUGCAGAGGUGACCAAACAGGUGUCCGUGGCCAGACAAGCCCAGGUAGAUUUGGAACGAGAGAAAAAAGAGCUGGAGGAUUCGUUGGAGCGCAUCAGUGACCAGGGCCAGCGGAAGACUCAAGAGCAGCUGGAAGUUCUAGAGAGCUUGAAGCAAGAACUCGCCACAAGCCAACGGGAGCUCCAGGUUCUCCAAGGCAGCCUGGAAACUUCUGCCCAAUCAGAAGCAAACUGGGCAGCCCAGUUCACUGAGCUAGAGAAGGAGCGGGACAGCCUGGUGAGUGGCGCAGCUCAUAGGGAGGAGGAAUUAUCUGCUCUUCGGAAAGAACUGCAGGACACUCAGCUCAAACUGGCCAGCACAGAGGAAUCUAUGUGCCAGCUUGCCAAAGACCAACGAAAAAUGCUUCUGGUGGGGUCCAGGAAGGCUGCGGAGCAGGUGAUACAAGACGCCCUGAACCAGCUUGAAGAACCUCCUCUCAUCAGCUGCGCUGGGUCUGCAGAUCACCUCCUCUCCACGGUCACAUCCAUUUCCAGCUGCAUCGAGCAACUGGAGAAAAGCUGGAGCCAGUAUCUGGCCUGCCCAGAAGACGUCAGUGGACUUCUCCAUUCCAUAACCCUGCUGGCCCACUUGACCAGCGAUGCCAUUGCUCAUGGUGCCACCACCUGCCUCAGAGCCCCACCGGAGCCUGCCGACUCACUGACCGAGGCCUGUAAGCAGUAUGGCAGGGAAACCCUCGCCUACCUGGCCUCCCUGGAGGAAGAGGGAAGCCUUGAGAAUGCCGACAGCACAGCCAUGAGGAACUGCCUGAGCAAGAUCAAGGCCAUCGGCGAGGAGCUCCUGCCCAGGGGCCUGGACAUCAAGCAGGAGGAGCUGGGGGACCUGGUGGACAAGGAGAUGGCAGCCACUUCAGCUGCUAUUGAAACUGCCACGGCCAGAAUAGAGGAGAUGCUCAGCAAAUCCCGAGCAGGAGACACAGGAGUCAAAUUGGAGGUGAAUGAAAGGAUCCUUGGUUACUGUACCAGCCUCAUGCAAGCUAUUCAGGUGCUCAUCGUGGCCUCUAAGGACCUCCAGAGAGAGAUUGUGGAGAGCGGCAGGGGUACAGCAUCCCCUAAUGAGUUUUAUGCCAAGAACUCUCGAUGGACAGAAGGACUCAUCUCAGCCUCCAAGGCUGUGGGCUGGGGAGCCACUGUCAUGGUGGAUGCAGCUGACCUGGUGGUACAAUGCAGAGAGAAGUUUGAGGAGCUAAUGGUGUGUUCUCAUGAAAUUGCUGCUAGCACAGCCCAGCUUGUGGCUGCCUCCAAGGUGAAAGCUGAUAAGGACAGCCCCAACCUAGCCCAGCUGCAGCAGGCCUCUCAAGGAGUGAACCAGGCCACUGCCGGCGUCAUGGCCUCAACCAUUUCUGGCAAAUCACAGAUCGAAGAGACAGACAACAUGGACUUCUCAAGCAUGACGCUGACACAGAUCAGAUGCCAAGAGAUGGAUUCCCAGGAGUUCUUACUUGCCUGAAGUUAACCUGGGAGCACCCUGGAGGCUCUAAGCUGAAGAUGCUGACUCCCCAAGGUACUCUGCAUCUGCUAUUUCUGGAAAUUGGAAUGGCUCUCAAACUAGGGAUGCUUUAAGUUAUUGGCUUUAUUUUCUCUGACUUUAUGGAUGGUACUAAAGUAACCCUAGAUCCAUAUGAGAAUAGUCCUGUACCAGAGCUAGCAAAUUCCAUUGGAGUCUAGUUAAUUGUCACUAAUUAAAUUCUAUCCAGAGUCACAGCAGUGACACACAUGCUUUUUUUGUUUCUUCAGUCUAGCUGUUCACUGAUUGUUUAGACCCCGUGAGAGUGAACCUUUAGGAGGGCAUCUCAAGCCCAGCAUCCUCCCCCUUGCAUGACCUCCAGAUCCAUUUUCUAAUACCUGGUGUGAUAAUAAUCCUCAACGUUUCAGGCACCUGGUUGCAUCAUUUUACCCAGGAUGACUCUUCCUUCACGAUCACUCACCUCUCCGGUGUCAGCUCAUGAUUUGUUUGUUUGAGUUGUGGUUUUUAGGACAUUCCUUAGUUUCUUGUGGGCUCAGCAAUGCACAGGCAAGUAUGGUUUCUUUGUGAUUUAUUCAGCAUGUAGAUAUUCCACAGUAUAAACGCUUUCCAGCUCAUCUUGUCCACCACAUGGCUGGAAGAGGAAAUUCAUACAGACCUCAGGGAUAACUCUAAUUAAUAAACGGCUGUUCUCUGGGCCCCACCAGCCAGGGAGAAAGGACCAGACACUUAACUUUCAUCCCUCUUGCUCCCAGCCUUUUCAAAUGCUCCCAGAAGAGUGCUGCUGGGCCCUAGGAGAAUGUCUUAUAGGUGCUGUGAAGUUUACAUUUCCACCUUUUCUCUUUUGCUCUCUAGAUUGCAGUGCUGCUAUUUCUGGUCACCAGAGACAUCAAAAUGUUCACUCUGUCUCCCUUGUCCACCAAAUCACCCUGUAUUUGCUCUUGCUGCUGCUGUUUCUGCCCCAGACCCAGGACACCAACUUUUGGAUGAAGAAUGCCAAUAUCAAGAGUCACAGCACCAUCCCAUUCACUCUAGGCUGGUUCACCCUUGUGAACAAGACCACCAUCCUAUGGCUAUUGGCAUCUUUGUUCUCCACUUCCACACCAGUCAUAGAACACCUUUUUAUUUUUUGUCAGGGAGGGAGGCUCAGGGUGAAAGACAUUCAUUAUCCCUAUAAGCAACACGCUCUGAGCAUAUAUACACACAUACACAUACAUACAUAUAUUUAUACAUACGCACACAUCUAUUUAUCUGCACUUUCAUCACCAAUCCCAUCUUUCUCUUGGAAUCAGGUCAUUUUCUGCAGACUUGGUAAGCACCAGGAGAUUCAGACAUCAUAACUCUCUCUCUCUCUCUCUCUCUCAUUCUCUCUCCCCUUCUCCCCCGCGGCCACCUCACUGCUUGGCUACUCUGUUUCCUGGGACAUGGAGUCCUCAUUUAUACUCAUUGAAAUGUGUUGAUGAGAAUUUUGCAGAAAAAAAAUAGGAAAGCAAGAAGAAGAAAGAGAAGAAAAAGAAUCACAUGAAUGAAAUUUGGGUUCUAGUUAAUAAGUAAUACAGAGCAAAGUCUAACAAAUCCAAAGUUGUAUUUUUUAUGCUAUGAGCAUAUUGUUUAUUUACUAAAGAUGCUCCUCACUCCUUCCUAAUUCCUGUGAGACCAUGGAACACCCUUUAGUGGCAUGAAUUGGUUUUCAUCUCAGUAAACCUGUUUUGAGCACCUGCUGGGCUGAAAGCACACAGCUGGAUGUGUUGGAAAAUACAAAGUUGAAAAUAUAUCUUUUCCCUUUCACCCAUGUCCAUGCAUAUCAACCACAAUCAUCCUCCAAGGCUCAUAUAUGCAGUUAUUUCUGAUACACAGUGCUUAGGACACAGUACAUACUCAAUAAAUAUUUGCUUAGGGAACAAAUAAAUAGGUCUGCUUGGAUGUCCAAACGCAAUAAAGGCACACCACAGUACCAGCAGGUAGCAACGCACCUCUCCCUUCAAACACUACUCAAAUAAGCCAGACAAUAACCAUUAGCAUCAAACCCUGUUUCCUUCCUUUGAACCACCCCAGUUUUGGCAUUUCUCUUGCCUCCUUUUUCUCGGUACUUGCGUAUCUCUACCUCAAUUCACCACCUCAGUUCAGUUCUGGCGCCUUCCCAUUGUUGCAUGCUAUUAGCACAUCUACUGAAAUACCUGCCAGUUGAUUCCAACUUUGUUGCAAUAUUUCACAUCAGACCUUUUGGAGAGGGUCGGAGGUGUGCUGUCAGCUUUCCAGAAAGGAACCUCCAGCAAAUACCAGGUUUCAGUUUCACUCAGCUCUGCCUUCCACUCUACCUUACCAGUUUUUAAAUAGAGUGUUGGUACAUCCAGAGCUGUGUACCUUUCAGGAAGAUUGCCCUGAAAAAAAUGGCAGAUAAAGAGAAAUUAGUCUGGAGGCAGAAAGUUAAGAAAAUAUACUCUCAUCCAAGUGAAAAGAAAUGAAUGAGCUAAGGUGGUAAUGAAGAGGGAGAAUCAGAAAGAAAUGACACAUAAAGGGAAGCAAAUGGCCUGGAAAAGUGAUUGGAUGAGAUUCAGAUUUAGCAAGCUAUGGUGGACUGGUAAUCUGUGAAGCAUGGUGCUGUAUCAAAGAAAAUGGCCUUUAUGGAUCAGAGCUGCCAGAGAAGGUGCCACAGACGUGAUGAAAUGGGAGCUAAGUCCUCAAUGACAAAGAAUAGGAUGUGAUUCCAGGUGGGAGACAAUGAUUGGGGAGCAUGUUGUGGGAACCACAGAAACAACCAUGGAUCCUGUAGUAUCCUUACCAUCAAGGCUUGAUAGGGUUUCAAAGAUUUGCUGGACAUCUAUUGUCCUUCUCUGCCCAGCACUCAUUUCUUCUUCUGAAAACAAAGCCCAUCUUUCUAAUGGGGAAGCAAAUCAUUGUGAAUCACCAAUACUGACCACUCCCUUAUCCUGGCUACCAGAGUGAACAAAUAAUACAACGAAUGUGGACCAGGCGCGGUGGCUCACGCCUGUAAUCCCAGCACUUUGGGAGGCCGAGGCGGGCGGAUCACGAGGUCAGGAGAUCGAGACCAUGGUGAAACCCCGUCUCUACUAAAAAUACAAAAAAUUAGCUCGGCGCAGUGGCGGGCCCCUGUAGUCCCAGCUACUCGGGAGGCUGAGGCGGGAGAAUGGCGUGAACCCGGGAGGCGGAGCUUGCAGUGAGCCGAGAUUGUGCCGCUGCAUUCCAGCCUGGGUGACAGAGCGAGACUCCGUCUCAAAAAAAAAAAAAAAAAAUAACAACGAAUGUGAGGACUCUAUUACCCUGACCUCAGGGAUUGGUUCAAGUAUGGACAAUCAGCCUAAAAAUUUCCAAUUAGAAGGAUUUAAAAGAUUGAGAUGAUCUAUUCCAAGGCGUUAGGAUUUGUAUUUCUUUUUCUAGCUAAAAUUAAUGUACUCAAUUUAUUUUCCCCCUCCUCUACCCUACACACCCACUAUUGUAGCCACAGGGACAGUUGUAUGUAAUAAAAACCCAAUGCCAAAUAGCCUAAGAGUUUAAGAACAUUAAAAAAAUAGCCUGGUUCCCAAGCUACUUUUCCUUCCACUGUACCCUACUGUGUUCAUCACCCUUGUAGAAACUUUGGCAGAGUUAUGUAAUACAGACGGUAUAUCUCCUCCAAGAAAAGAGAUUUGUUUGCUAAUUACACAACCAUCCUCUCACUGUUUCUGCUCCGUUAUCUCUUGUUACCUCUUACACAAGUUUUUAAAGACAGGAUACAAGAUGAUGUGACUUUACAUUGCACAAGCAGGCACCCAUGCCUUUGAAAUGUGCUACUGGCUUUUAUUUAUGACUGAUUAUACAGUUCUCUUUAUUCUCCUAUGCUAGGCUUUUCAAGGUAAAAGUUUAAUUGUAAAAUUGGAUAGGGAUUAGGGAGGAACAAAUACCACCCUAUUGUAAACACCCACAUUUUCUGCAUUGAAGAUGCAUGGCUGUGCUGGAUUGCAGAGUUUGCAGGAUGAGAAGACGUAGUCCACACCUAGGUGCUGACAUUCUAAAAUAAAUCAAACCUGUGUUGUUCA
Messenger RNA from Symphalangus syndactylus (siamang), 6606 nucleotides. Its product is annotated as huntingtin-interacting protein 1-like. Gene Ontology annotation, molecular function: phosphatidylinositol-3,5-bisphosphate binding; actin filament binding; clathrin light chain binding. Lineage: Eukaryota; Metazoa; Chordata; Mammalia; Primates; Hylobatidae. Gene Ontology annotation, biological process: endocytosis; clathrin coat assembly; actin filament organization. The record is from RefSeq and is a predicted model, not a curated record. Gene Ontology annotation, cellular component: presynapse; cortical actin cytoskeleton; clathrin-coated vesicle.